CUUCUCGAAGUAAACACGACGGUGUAAGCGCCGGGUGAAGAGAGACAGGGCUAACGACCGUACUCGUUCCGGGUACGCAAUGCUCUUUGUUAUCUCAACACUGCUAUGUGUCGUGGUGUCCCUAAGCCGUGGCCUGGAAUUAGUCAGAGACAGAGAUGUGUUCCGCCCUGGUCGGUUCUACAAGAGGAUACCAUCUUAUAACGGCUCAGUGACCGUCGUGGUAACCAGCUCGUUUGACAUACUAGCCUCCAGCCUUACGGUGUCGAGUUCGGAGACACGGGAGAGUUCUAUAGAUGUGAAUUUAAUUACACCAAUUGAUGCUUCUACUAGUGAUGCAUCCUCUGGGAUCGUGGAACCCUCCGAAGAUGGUUCUUCAACAGAGUCCUAUCCUGAGUGGACGCUAUUUAACUUAGGAACCAUUACCACAAUUGGGAGGCCAACACUCAUUUUGCCUACAUCAUCACUGUCAAGGGGUAGUCCUGUUGUUUCUCCCCCGCCAGCCUUUAGUAGCUCGAGCUCUACGAAGAAUGAGAUCUCCUUUCCUACGCUAACCUCAUCAUUCGAAUUCAAUGGAACUUCGAGACCAUGGGGUUGGAAUACUACCUCCAGUGCUCCGUCACUUAUCUUGCCCACAGUAACUUUGCCACAGCCAACAGCUAUCAGCACGACCUCGACGAUUACUGCUACGCCGAGCGAGUGCCCGGCAAAAGAGAGCGGUCCAAUAACUAUUACUUCUUACUCUAUAGUUCACACAUCUACUACCACAUGGACCGGGGAUCCGGAUGACUACACACCCCCUUACCCACCUAUAAGCACGCCUGUACCAUGUACUCCUAAGGAGAGCCCAACAGGUCGCUUUACAAUUACCCUUUGCGAUAGCGCGGGCAAGAGCUGUUCGCUUAUUCACACUACCGUUCCGCCAGGGACCGUCACCCCCACCGACCCCGCAGAGCCAAUAUCAACUGUUGUCUUAAUCACAACGGACAAGAAUCCUGUUGUGGUGUUUCCAACCCAGGUACCCCCAAGCUACGGCGGAUCGCCCUCCGGUCCAGAUGUUCACGACACGGCGACCAAAGGCAGCAGCAGCCACGCUAUUACCCCCGACUACGGGAUGGACCCAACCCCUAUUGAAUCCGCCAAAGCCUCGCCGGCUCCGACUCCGACUCCGACUCCCAACGGCGGAAACAACGGCGAAGGACGAGCCCCUGUAACUGUGAUAGUACAACCCAGCAAAGUGGUCAUUGAUGACCACACAUUCACUGACAGCCCAUCGCAGCCGACAUCAACUGUAGUCGUAGGAGGCGAGACUUUUGUCAUCAAUCCGUCCCAGGUAGUUGGUGGUGGAGUCACAAUGACCCGACCUCCUAUCGAUGUAGGGGGUGGUUUCACAACUCAACCUCAACCCCCGCCGAUCACAACUUCCAUCGGUGGCUUAGGGGUCGUCCUCGGACCUUCGUCGGUUGCGACAAUAGGCGGCACAGUAUUUACCAUCGCGCCUACGCCGACGGUAGCCGUAGUCCAGGGCCAGACAAUAACCCUCGGACCCGCGGGGCUCGUGUUCCCCAGCCAGACGCUGCACGUAGCCGCUGGGCCCGCUGGGCCCGGGCCGACGCAGACAGCUGUCCUGGGCGGGCUAUUAAUCACGGCAAUCGGCUCUGACACGGUGGUGAUAUCCGGCUCGACGAUAACGUACGGCCCCAGCGCGUUCGGUAGCAGCACCCUCACGACUACCGUCGAUGGGGACACAGUGCUGGUCGCGGCGACGGAGGGAGUCGUGCUGCACGACGGCCAAGAGACGCUAGGCGGCAUAACGGCGGCGCCAGAUUCGACCAAGUACGAAAUCGUAGGCGGGGCGACUGUCACGCAGCUAGGGUUAACGGCGAUCGAAAUCAGCGGGCGGACGUUCCGCAUCGGACCUGGGGCGGCGGCGACGCCCAUGACGACAGUGAUCGCAGGCCGCACGCUGACGAUUGGACCGGACGGCGUGGGUAUGUCGACGUGGACGUUAAACGCGCCGUAUGCGUCGACUACGACUAUUUUCCCCGGUGGUCAUCGUAACGGCGGGAACGGAAAUAAUGCCGCGAUGACGGUCCCGACGACGACGGCCACGGCUGGGAAAGACGAUAGCCGAGGAGCGCUUCUGCGGCGGCCGGAUCGGGCGCGUGUGCUGCUGUUCUCGCUUGGCGUCGGGUGUUUAGGACCCUGGCUUUUCUGGCUAUGAUGGGUGGGACAUCGAGCAUAUUACUUCUGUUCUAUUGAUAUUACGCUAUCGGUUGGGCGUCCUGCUGCUGCUACUACUACUACCACCUUCUUAAGGAGGCAAGGGAAGGUGGAUUGGUAGUUGAUUGGUUUGGAGAUAUUCUUAUUUGAUUCAUUUUUCACGGCGUAAAGGGGCUAGCUACCUAGCUACCUCCCUAGGCAAGCUACGAGAGAGAGAGGAAGGAGGACAACAGUACAUGAGAAGAGAAAAAACAGCCCAAUCGUUCACAUGACGGCGUUAUGAUACCCUAUUCGCGCGCACAUGCUUAACGCUAUGUUAAGAGCGUUAGUGCUUGAUGAGUUGGGGGCUAAAGGAUUGAGAGUAUGUAAUUAAUGAGCUAUCCACCCUGUACAUAGUAUGUACA
This is a messenger RNA of Daldinia caldariorum, 2624 nucleotides long. RefSeq lists its product as uncharacterized. Lineage: Eukaryota; Fungi; Ascomycota; Sordariomycetes; Xylariales; Hypoxylaceae. The record is from RefSeq and is a predicted model, not a curated record. The transcript is spliced from 2 exons. The coding region runs from base 80 to 2221 and encodes 713 amino acids.